CCGUAGUUGGUAAAAUAGGGUAAUACGACGAAUACGGUGGAUGUGAUCCGUGCCAGGUUUCGACUUUAUAGAAGUUUAUUGGUGUAGUGGCGGGCCCACAGUGCCUUGGCGUCCUCUUAUCCCUACCCCACGAAUCGGUUAGGGGAAUGACAUGACUAGUGCUACUUGACCGGCAACAUGGGAAGCUGCAACUGCCAGGCCAAGCCUCAACUGUAACAUCUCCAACUUUAACAACCCUGGUGUUGUAGGAUUACAUGCAGGCACUGCACAGAACAACACUCCUGCAUUUACACAUAUUAUGAUGCUGACACUUCUGCAGAAAUGAGCGUGGGGAUGAGCAUGGGAGGGUGUGUGGGUAAGCAACCAACCCUUGAAUGCCGACAAUUGACAGAUGGCGGCACGCUCGUUACGCCUGGUACAGACGCUUUCAGGAGAGCGUAUUAGAAGGGUAGGUUAAAUGAUUACUAUACCCGAUGGACCAUGUAUUAAGAGGCCGGGUGUCCUUCACCGCACUGAGCGGCUGCAUACUUAGGGUUGGGUUUAACACAUUUGGUGGGUGUAUGUUGAACUUUCUCCACCAGCGUGGAUGGGGCUUGCCGGCUGCCAGGUAUCAGCGUUGCCGCUAUCCAAUUUCAAUUCGACGGGAAGCGCCGUGUGGGCUAUGUGAAGCUACCAGCCGUCCUGCUCCAUUACGUACGGCUAAGCUUAAUGGACUCCCCCAGCUUCCGUUUCUGGCGAGAUUUUCAGUACUUGUCAUGGUUCUUGCGGUUGACCGGAUAACGUCCCCGGCCCAGCCUUAAUCGCCGUACCAUUUCACUCAAUCCAAUGCCAGUAAUGGAAGGUUUGCCUGCUGAUCGGCAAUGAAGUAUGGUUCAUCAUAAAUAAAACCCAAACACGGUCUCACAACGCCACACGCCACAUGAAGAACCCUCGACAUGAAAGAAAGUAGGUACGGCCGUGCGCUAUUUCCAAUGUCACUUGUAUGACGGGUAGGGUUCUGCCAACCAUUGCCCAGGGACUGAUAAGGGACCGGACUGCACCUUACGCGAUAUAGUCGUGUAUAGCAGAGUAUAGUCUCACAUCUAGUCAUCUAGUCUAUCAUCAUGGCGUCCUCUGGCGGCCCUAUGCCUCUCCCCGAGGACAAGAAUAUGGGAACCGUCCUUCUCAUAUUGACAUCCGUUCUGAUCUUCUUCACCAUCACUACGACAGUACUACGCCUAUGGGCGCGAUACAUGCGCGGCCUGAUCGGCUGGGAUGACUAUACGAUCGGCGUGUGCUGCCUCCUCGCCAUCGGGCGAACCAUCAUCCAGAUCGUCUCGGUGUACCACGGCAAUGGGCGGCAUCGAGUGUACAUAUCAGACGAGGACUACCAAUACGUCAACUUCCUGACAUGGAUGACCCAGAUUUUUCUCUUCCUCAACAUCGGCCUACUCAAGUGUUCUAUCUGCAUUCUCAUCUUACGAAUCAAGAACACGCCUGUGCUGAACUGGUGCCUGUAUAUCAUGAUGGCGGGCCUCAUCUUAACGAAUAUGGAGUGCGUCCUUGUUCUGCUGGCAGAAUGCUCCCCUGUUGAGAAGUACUGGCAUCCAGAUGUGCCCGGAAAGUGCUGGGACACCAAAGUCCGCAUUUACUCCAUCUACCUCCAAGUUGGCUAUUCUGUUGUCACCGAUCUUAUCUGCACGCUUCUUCCAAUCGUUGUACUGUGGAAGGUCCAAAUGAAACGAUCCCUCAAGAUUGCCGUCUGUGGCCUCAUGUCCCUUGGUCUCAUUGCAACCGCCACAGCCAUCGUGCGCGCCUCCUCGCUUGGAACCACAACCUCAGAUCUCACCUACGCGUACUGUAUGGCCGCAAUCUAUGGAAACACCGAGCUGCACCUCGGCAUUAUUGCUGCGAACCUUUCUCUCUCGCGCUCAAUUUAUGGAUACUUCAUGGGCCGUAACCGGGACGGCACGUCAGGCGCCUCGGGGUCGGUGUUCCCGACGAUCGGCUCCAAGGGGUCGCGGGGAUUCCCGCUGAAUAGCAACAGCGACCAGCAGCCAAGGAGAGGGCGCAAGAACAGCGAGGUUGGUAGUGAGUCCAGCCAGAUGGAGCUGGGAGACCAUGUGGUGAAGACAACCGAGUUCCGGCUCGAGGAGGAGUCGGUGGAGCGAGAGGGGGGAAUGGAGAGGGAUAGGGUUACGCGGAUGAGCUGGGACCAGAAGCCGAUGCCAAAGAGAGGGUUCCACGGGGGCAGAGUUUCGGGGGGUGGGUAGAGGUGGUACACUACAAAAAACGGGC
This is a messenger RNA of Pseudogymnoascus verrucosus, 2277 nucleotides long. RefSeq lists its product as uncharacterized. NCBI's taxonomy places the organism in Eukaryota, Fungi, Ascomycota, Leotiomycetes, Thelebolales, Thelebolaceae. The transcript is spliced from 3 exons. Bases 1104 to 2252 code for a protein of 382 amino acids. The record is from RefSeq and is a predicted model, not a curated record.